Messenger RNA from Zophobas morio, 664 nucleotides. RefSeq lists its product as uncharacterized. Bases 6 to 635 code for a protein of 209 amino acids. Lineage: Eukaryota; Metazoa; Arthropoda; Insecta; Coleoptera; Tenebrionidae. The record is from RefSeq and is a predicted model, not a curated record. The transcript has 6 exons. Gene Ontology annotation, biological process: protein peptidyl-prolyl isomerization; protein folding. Gene Ontology annotation, molecular function: peptidyl-prolyl cis-trans isomerase activity.
GGCUCAUGCAGUUUUUUAAGCAAGUUGCAGUGAAUCUAAGACUUACUAAGUAUGCGUUUAUAAGGACCCUUACUGCUAAGCAAAAUUUAAAAGCCGUUUGCGAAACCUCUGCUGGAACUUUUGUAUUAGAACUUUUUUCAAAAAUGCUCCCCAUAACAGUUGGUAGCUUCAUUGAUCUCUCUCGAAAAGGCUUUUAUGAUGGCUUGCACUUCCAUCGUGUAAUCAAAGACUUUAUGAUUCAGUUUGGUUGUCCUUAUUCUAAAGAUCCUUUUUCACAUAUGGUAGGAACUGGCGGGCCGACACCAUUUAGUACCUUCCAAAGUUGUGAUGGUUCGUCUUGUGUUAGGGAUUCGUACGGAAACAUAAUAGAUGAGUGGAUUCAUAAAAUAAGCAAUACUCCCGGCACUGUGUCGAUGGCUAAUACUGGAAAGAAAAAUACAAGCGGUUCGCAAUUUUUUAUAAACGUUGCGGACAACACUUUCUUGGAUUACUGGAGACCGACUCCCAGCGGACAUCCAGUCUUUGGUGAAGUUAUAUCUGGAAUGGACGUAAUUAAUAAUAUCAGUCGUGUAAAGACUAAUAUAAAUGAUGCUCCUGUUACUCCUGUUAAAAUGCUUCGGGUUACUAUUGAAUGAUAGCCGUAAGCUUCACUCUAAUAAACUUC